AUGGCUUUCCUUUCACAGACCCUCGCUACCACCAUACUCUAUCUCAUCUCGAGCCUUACACCCGUAUCUGCACAAUCAGACAAUGCUAGUGGCUGCUCUUGCUAUCGAACUAAUGGAUCCUCUCUUGGCUACUUCACAUCCCACCGUUUCCUCGACUACAGAAAUGUAUCUCCGGCGCCAUUAACUAUCCCAUCCGUGAUCUCGAAUCCCACAAGCGCUACCAAUGCUUUGGCAUCUUCAGACUUCUUCGUUGGCGAUGCGUGGACGAACUUUUGGACCGUCCAGAAGUUUAAUAACAGUGAUACCAGGCAUUCUACGGAUGCUACCGCCUUGAUGGUCAAUUCUCCCAGCAACGUCUAUAUUGAAAAGAGCCAGGACAGCGAUCCAUCCUACUCCACAUACCUAACCCUCCGCACCGCGCGCCUCGACGACUUCCAAUCCGCCGCAGAGAUCGACUCUAUCGAAAAGAAUUUUCAUUUCCUUUCCGCACGUUUCUCCGCUAGAGUGGUUGGCUCGCCGGGUGCCUGCGCGGGCAUGUUCACCUAUCUCGCGGGUGAUACGCCCCAAGACGUUCAAGAGGCAGAUAUCGAAAUCCUGACAGAAGGUCCACGCAACGCGGUUCAAUACACGAAUCAGCCAUCUGUAGACACAAAGGGAGCCGUCGUCCCUCAGGCUACGGUUAACGGAACAAAUCCCGGAGGCAAAGAUUGGACACAUUGGAAUGUUUAUCGAGUGGAUUGGAUGCCGGGUACGACGACUUGGUAUGUGAACGGAGCAAAGGUUGCCAAUAUUGAUUUCCAGACACCGAAGGAUCCAGCGGGGUUGAUGGUCAAUAUGUGGAGUGAUGGAGGUUCAUGGACCGGCAAUAUGUCACUACAUGACCAAGCCUAUUUACAGAUCCAGUGGAUAGAGCUCGCGUAUAACACGAGCGGCCCAUAUACAGGUUCCGGGGCAAGGAAGAGAAAUGAGGGCUACGGCUCCGAGGGCGCCUUGGUCAAGCGCAAGGGCACACCUGGGUGCAAGGCCGUCUGCAGUGUUGACGAGGAGAUCAAUACGACAGGCACUCCGGCAUUGCUGUGGAACAAUACCAGCCUAGCACCACUGGCCUGGAAAGGGCAGGGAAUGGGCUGCUUGGCUUGGAUUCCUUUCCUGUUGGUCGGCGCAGCGGUAUUUGGGUAUUUCUAG
Venustampulla echinocandica is the source of this 1185-nucleotide messenger RNA. RefSeq names its product Concanavalin A-like lectin. The coding region runs from base 1 to 1185 and encodes 394 amino acids. Gene Ontology annotation, molecular function: hydrolase activity, hydrolyzing O-glycosyl compounds. Gene Ontology annotation, biological process: carbohydrate metabolic process. The record is from RefSeq and is a predicted model, not a curated record. NCBI's taxonomy places the organism in Eukaryota, Fungi, Ascomycota, Leotiomycetes, Helotiales, Pleuroascaceae. The transcript has 2 exons.